AUGUCCAGAUCAACCAUCCUUGCACCAUACCGGCCACUGGAACUCGUCUCAAGUGGCGGGUUUGUUUCGGUCAUGCACCUCCAAAACCGCAUCUCAACCCACGAUCUCGACUUUUUCCCCAACGAACGAACUUAUGGAAGACACCAUCGAGCCGUCAGAGAAGAAUUGCUGCGUUUGAUUGCCAAAGUCGCCAGAAACCUGAGGUACAGAUCCGAUUGGGCCAACGACGAGGUCAAGUUUUUCUUGACGCUCCUGAAUGAUCCUGAAGCCCUCUUCAACGAAUCAAAGCGGCAGAUGCGUGCCGUCUACCAAAACGAGUAUCUAGCAAUCUAUGCCGUCAAGUGGGAGUGGGUACUCGCUCGCAAAUUGAAGCGACUGCAGAGACCCGGCCGCUACCAGAAGCCUCAAGAUUGGUUGGACUGCGUGUCCAUCACAACACUCCUCCUCGAUAGGGAUCGUGUUCAGUUAAGUCCUAGUCUGUUGAGACGUUACGACCAUACUAACGUCGAGACGCCUGUCCGGCCCAAGAUAGUGGUCGAGUUGAGCAGUCGUGUGCGCCAACGCACCAAUAGAGAUCCAUUCCCUGGUUCGGUCUGGGUGUACACGCGCCGUGGAUUCCACUACCAGUGGACUACUGGAGAAUCGAUACCGCACAACUUGUGGCCUCCAAGGAGAGGGCGAGUCAGCGUUUACAUCGCUCAUCAACGACAAUGGAGGAUCUUUGACUUCAGACGGCAGAUUUGGUUGUGA
Molecule: messenger RNA, 750 nt
Organism: Aureobasidium vineae
Lineage: Eukaryota; Fungi; Ascomycota; Dothideomycetes; Dothideales; Saccotheciaceae
Source: the annotation of a GenBank genome assembly